GGGCGUCGCACUUCUUGAUUGCAAUGGAUGCGUAACUGCGCGUGGUAUGGAGAAAUUUCUGUGAGUCAGAAGCCAUAAAUACAGCCGCCUUCUGUCAGACACUCCCCAUUCCCACUGCUACCAGUUGAUUCCCACUGCAAAUCAGCGCCACAGAGUCCAAUACAAACCCUCAUCAUGGCACCAACCCCAGCCGGCACAGCUCCUGUCAUCGACACGCGAUUCGUCGUUGGAGGCAUUUACAUCAUCACUUUCAUACGCACCACCAGCGUUGAGGGCGGGUUUCACUGGGGAUUGUACCACCACACAUCUCCUUCGUCGGGUACCAAGUACCAUGUCACGAACAUGGGUCCUGGUUGGUUGGCCGACCACGGAACCACCACCGGCGUUAUGAGAUCUCACCUUCUUGUGGGACUCAAACGAAUAGGUUACUGCAGCCCUAGUAGCUCCAAAGAGGUAGCCGAUAUUGUGCAGAGCGUUCCGUUGAACCAGGUGCCACCUGGGCGUGAUGUGCUUGACUGCCGCACGUGGGCUAUGCACAUCGUUGGCAUACUCAUCGCGAGAGGCUACGUCAAAUGCUCAGAUAUCCAGGCAUUGGAGAACGAGGUUCAAAUUUGGAGUGAAAAACAUCAUGCCGACAGCCAUAACAACAGACAGCCGCGCGUCAUCGAGGAUUCCACGGUGUGU
Molecule: messenger RNA, 684 nt
Organism: Laetiporus sulphureus 93-53
Lineage: Eukaryota; Fungi; Basidiomycota; Agaricomycetes; Polyporales; Laetiporaceae
Exons: 2
Source: RefSeq, a predicted model, not a curated record